Messenger RNA from Austrofundulus limnaeus, 1567 nucleotides. RefSeq names its product integral membrane protein 2Ba (gene itm2ba). The coding region runs from base 156 to 944 and encodes 262 amino acids. The record is from RefSeq and is a predicted model, not a curated record. Gene Ontology annotation, cellular component: plasma membrane; extracellular exosome; Golgi apparatus. Gene Ontology annotation, biological process: negative regulation of amyloid precursor protein biosynthetic process. Lineage: Eukaryota; Metazoa; Chordata; Actinopteri; Cyprinodontiformes; Rivulidae. The transcript is spliced from 7 exons. Gene Ontology annotation, molecular function: amyloid-beta binding.
CUUGACAGAUCGAUUGUUAUCACAACAAUCCAGACUUUAAAACUGGUUCCAGGGACGUCGGAGCGGGUCUGGUUUGUUUGGGUCAACUUGUGUGGGACUGUUUUGUGGUUAAUUUUGUUUGUGUCCGGAACAAAUCCGCACGAGUUUGUUUCACCAUGGUUAAAGUCUCUUUUAACGCCGCUUUGGCCCAGAAAGACGUAAAGAAAGAUGCUGAAACUCUGAUCCCCGAGGAGGACAAGGAUACAGAGGCUGCUCUGCUGGUGCGGCGCCGGUCUCGGACCUGGUGCUGGUGCAUGUGCCUGGGUCUGGCCCUCAUGCUGUCUGGAGUGGUGGUUGCAGGAGCCUAUCUGUACCGCUACUACAUCCUGGAGCAGGAUGAUCAGGUGUUCUUCUGUGGGGUGGAUUAUAGAGAGGAAGACUUUAUGGUCCACGAGGAAGAGGAGGUGGAGCUGGAGCUGCCCAACAAUUUCCGUCUGCGACAUCUGCAGGAGAAUGUCCGAGUUCUGUUGCCGGAUCAGGUAGAGCUCAUCAACGUGCCCGUGCCUGAAUUUGAGGAUGGAGAUCCAGCAGACAUCGUGCAUGACUUCCAGCGGAGGCUGACCGCUUACCUAGACCUGAGUCUGAACAAAUGCUACGUCAUCCCACUCAACACYUCUGUCGUCAUGCCUCCCAAAGACUUCCUGGAUUUGCUGAUCAACGUUAAGGCUGGCACCUACAUGCCUCAGUCGUACCUGAUMCAUGAGGAGAUGGUGGUGACCGAGCGCCUGGAGCACGUGGAUCAGCUCGGCUACUUCAUCUACAACCUGUGCCGCGGCAAAGACACCUACAAGCUGCAGCGCAGAGACCGRAUCCUGGGUAUGCAGAAGCGCGAAGCUCUGAACUGCCACAAGAUCCGUCACUUCGAGAGCACGUUCGUGGUGGAGACUCUGAUCUGCGACCCUUAAAGCAGCCGCGCCGCCUCACCACAGAUGGUGUGAGAUUGUGUUCUUGAUUUCCGCCUGUCUUUUGUUCUUURUUUGAGGUAGAUGGAGGGAGGGAGUGAGGGGCGUGCAAUGUGAAUCUGUCUGGUAAAUACUAUAUUUUUACACUUUCUGCACGGGAUCACCUGGGAACCUUUUUACAGAAAAUAACAAGCUUAAAAUCUGCUGAGUAUUUGUUUAUAAAUAAUUUUAAUCAAAACAACAAACAUAUAUCAUCAUAAACACAAGUUAAAUACUGUUUUCCUUGUUCACAUAUAAAAAAAUAAGGAAGAACUUUUGUUCUGCUGAUUCAGUUUGUCACCAAAUAAUAAGACUUAGUUGUUUUUCUGUAUGUUGUCUGCUGUAGCUAAUAAAACACUGCACCAGUUUGUCUCUGAACUGGAAAAGGAUUUGAUAGAAAGAKUGAGGAGGUGGGCUUCUUUAGUUAACAUCACAACCGAGUUCCAUGAAAGCUAUUUUGAAAUUCUUUUCCACAGGUUUGUUUCUAAAUGUUAGAUUUUUUUUAUAUCUCUUUAUGAGCUAAUUUGUGUACAUAUAAUCCCUUUAAAGAAUCGACCAAAACCUUAAAUAAAACUGAUAAAAACAGA